CGCAAAGGGAGGGACGACUACAUCAUCCACAGGAGUCACUACUAGUUCAUCUGCUUCACCAAAGACAGAACAAGAGGAUCGUCGUGAGCUCAAGCUCGUACUUGAGAUCCUUUCGGGAGGUCGUGCGGUCAUCAACAGUGAGGGGACCACCAACUACAAAGAGGAAUCUUCAGCACCCUUUCGCCUAGAUUCUACGCGCAAGCUCC
Molecule: messenger RNA, 206 nt
Organism: Amoebophrya sp. A25
Lineage: Eukaryota; Dinophyceae; Syndiniales; Amoebophryaceae
Source: the annotation of a GenBank genome assembly